CAUCUUCGACGUCGCCGAGGAUGAUGAGAUUGAGCUGGGAAAUGACUUGGAUACCGUCAAAAUGUAAGCACAUGAAAUCGUACUCUCGUAUUAGUAUUACUAUAAAAGGUGAGGGUGUCAAAUGAUAACAGGAAUUCCGGUAAGCGGUUUUGAAAUCUGCAACCGGUUGUGGAUUUUGGAAAAACGAUAGUCUAAUCGAUCCUUUAUUAUAAUUUUUUAAAAUAUUCCUUAAAAAAAAAUUCAAACUUUUACACAUAAUUAUUAAGUUAAAAAUAUUAAAUAAGAGUAAAGUUAAAUGUAUAAAAUAAGAACUCUCUUCGCGGAACUAACCAAACUGAACUUUAGAAAAAUAGACGACUGCUCUUUCGAAUAAAAUAUGCGCUUGUCUUGCAGGUGUGUAUUCUGCUUCAGAGAUCAAACAGUGGCGUAGAAAAUGGGUGGUCCGCCCCGGGUGGCACUUUUUGCUGUAUACCGAGGGGAGGGGCGGCUUUUCGGGUCAAGUGCGGAGGGUUUUUCGUGGAAGAGGGUAGACAAGAAAUCUUAGCCCGCCCCGGUCGGCAUUCACGUUUGCCACAAUUACGAAUGUUCACAAGUGCAGAUCGCAUUGACAAAUGAUGUAAAAAAAAAACUUUAUCAAUAUGAGGUUGUUUUUUUUUUUUUUGAAUGUUUUAAAAAAAAGUAUACCCGCUACCUUGGAUCCUGUAUAAUAAGCCGCAGUCUAACUUUUUUUCUGUGGAACAUUUGAGAAUGCUUUGUACAAAACGAUAAUCAGAUUCUUAAAACCAAAUUUCCACCCCACCUUAAAAAAAUAAAAUCCAUAAUUUAACAUCAUUAAGGGAGUAAAAAUCUUAAGUUACGCUGGUCAAGAGCAUCCGGCUCAGUACCGCUUCUGCAGAUUGUUUGUCAGGUUACGCUACGUGAUGCAGCCAGAUGUUUUUUAAGUUUGGUGUCAAAGAUGCGUGUAUAGCUUCUUGUACCGGUAGUAGAAUACUAUUCCGUUCAUUAACAGACUCUACGGUUGUCUUGUUGGGAGACACAUAUCUUUCUUGCACAUCUAUUGCGUUUCAAUCUGGGGCGUAUACGAGUGAUAGAUAAUAAGUGUUUGCUGGCAAUUAUUAUUAUUAUUUUUUUGGCUUCACUCUUAUGUGGCCUGCAACGUAGAUUUAAGCCUUAAAAACUGUCUCGUUGGUUUUGUUUUAUUAUUCAUAGAAUCUAGAUACCGGUAUUUAAUUAGAAAUAUUCGCUGGCUGUCAAAAUCCUGGAAUCGUGUUGACAGCUACUUGACUACUUGGACUAGCUAUUCCACCAUGCUUGAGAACACAUAAUUGUUAAGAAUCUCGUCAUUGUAAUUGUAAGGUGGGAGGAAGAGAUAAACUGGUGAAGACAAAGGCGUACAUACUUUGACUAAAUGCCACCCAGGGCACACUCCCAAAACUGUGCCCCCCUCCCCUACACACAUUGUGACACUCUUGGUAUGUAUAAAAUAAAUGCCAUAAUUGCUGCCGAAGGGUGGAUAGACUUAUUCGCUUUCUCCUACAUACGCCAUUGGUAAUGGAAUAAAUUUAGCCAUAACUUUAAGUAAAUACAACAUACAGAAUAGCAUACAAUUCCUAGAUCAUAAUAUUACAGAAUAGCAUACAAUUCCUAGAUCAUAAUAUUACAGAAUAGCAUACAAUUCCUAGAUCAUAAUAUUACAGAAUAGCAUACAAUUCCUAGAUCAUAAUAUUACAGAAUAGCAUACAAUUCCUAGAUCAUAAUAUUACAGAAUAGCAUACAAUUCCUAGAUCAUAAUAUUACAGAAAAGCAUACAAUUCCUAGAUCAUAAUAUUACAGAAAAGCAUACAAUUCCUAGAUCAUAAUAUUACAUGGAUAUGGUGGCCUUUUCUUUUCUUUUAGGCCAUUGCCACCAGAUGUCAUCGUGGCACGUGCGGAAAGCUUGGUGGACGACACCAUCGAAUACCAUGCACUCUACAAGAAUUGUGAGCACUUUGCCAGAUGGUGCCGCUAUGGUGAGGAGAUAAGUGUCCAGGUAAUAGGCCCGAAUGAUACGUGGUGUGUGCUGGUGUAAAAUAAGAAAUGGUGCGCAAACAUGAACAUUUUAAUUUUAAUCCUGUCAUUCAUAAUUAAGAGAGACGCACUGCGGUGAAAACAAGUUCCAUUGUUAUUUUCCCGAUUUAAAAAAAAAAUAAUAAUUAAGUUUACUGGCGCUACAGUAAAUGUCAAUUUUAUUUGAUUCUAUUUCUAUUUCAAAUAAACAAGUCCAGAAAAAUAGUCGCUGGCCUGACCCUUGGACCAAUGCUUGGAGGAUUUCUGAUCGGGGGCCCAGUAGGUGCCACAGUGGCUGG
This is a messenger RNA of Lymnaea stagnalis (great pond snail), 2345 nucleotides long. Lineage: Eukaryota; Metazoa; Mollusca; Gastropoda; Lymnaeidae. The record is from the annotation of a GenBank genome assembly.